UCCCCCUCCGCUCUCCAGUGUAGCGCGUUGACUUCAUACCAGAGUCAUACUUAACAUUCCACUUCUACUGUCAAACCCCCGAGAAAAAUAUUGCGGAAAAAAAACAACAACAAAGGCGCCAAAUUUUCAACCAAACUCGCCCCCCCAGCAGGAAAAAACCCCAGCUGACCGGCGGCCUCCACCCGAACAGGACACGGCGACUUGGCCCAAAAUAAAAAAAAUAAAAAAGGAAAGUUCACACCUGGACCGGACUCUUCCAGCCUCGUUCCCCAGGAGGAGUCCGACAGUUAUUAUUAUUAUAGACCCACGGACUCGGAGGACGAGAGAGAGAGAGAGAGAGAGAAGAGAGAGAAGAGAGAGAGAGAGACUCUCACACACGCACGCGCAGGCGCGCGCGCGCAAAAAAAAGGGACCCCAAACAGAACAGAGGAUUUGGAGGAAUACGCGACUUCAGUGUGGUUUGGAUCGACUGCUCCAUCCCCCGAAGAUCUCCCGCAGAUCCUUUGAUAUUGGGGCUCGGGGUCGGGCCCAGGGGGAGCCGCCACCAUUGCGUCCAACGAGUGGAGCGCCAACGGUAGCCCAGAAGAUGGGCUGGACGGGGACAACGACGACAAGACCAUGGAGGGGGACGCGGAGGGCGUGUGGAGCCCGGACAUCGAACAGAGCUUCCAGGAGGCCCUCGCCAUCUACCCGCCCUGUGGCAGGAGGAAAAUCAUCCUGUCAGACGAGGGAAAAAUGUAUGGUCGCAAUGAAUUGAUAGCGAGGUACAUCAAGCUGAGAACAGGAAAAACCCGGACAAGAAAACAGGUUUCUAGCCACUUGCAGGUUCUCGCCCGGAGAAAAUCUCGCGAGAUCCAGUCAAAGCUAAAGGCGAUGAAUUUGGAUCAGGCGUCUAAAGACAAAGCCCUGCAGAACAUGGCGGCGCUGUCGUCGGCGCAGAUCGUCUCGCCGAGUAUGAUAAAGAAUCACCUUCCGCCGCUGCCUCCGGCCCCCUACCAGCCGGCCAGGUUCUGGCCUGGUCCAAUCCCAGGACAGCCUGGACCCUCUCAGGAGCUGGUUCUAGAUCUCAACCCGGGAAGGAAUCCUGGGCUUGGCCGCACCAGCCAUGCUAUCAAACCUUUUGCACAGCCACCGUACCCAAGCCUAUCAGGUCCUGUACCACAGUCUAUACCAAGCUAUCCAGGUUAUGAGCCCUUGGCGCCGCCGCCUCCUCCGACUGCCACCGCCGUGCCCGUGUGGCAGGACCGGACCAUCGCCUCCUCGAAGCUGCGGAUGCUGGAGUACUCGGCCUUCAUGGAGGUUCAGAGAGACCCGGACAACUACAGCAAACAUCUGUUUGUCCACAUUGGACAGACCAACCCCUCCUACAGCGACCCACUCCUUGAGGCCGUGGACAUCCGGCAGAUCUACGACAAAUUCCCCGAGAAGAAGGGCGGCCUCAAAGAACUUUACGAGAAGGGCCCUCAGAACGCUUUCUUCCUCGUUAAAUUCUGGGCGGACCUGAACAGCAGCGGCAUGCAGGACGGCCCCGGCUCUUUCUACGGCGUCAGCAGCCAGUACAGCAGCAUUGAGAACAUGACGAUCACGGUGUCAACCAAAGUCUGCUCGUUCGGCAAGCAGGUCGUCGAGAAAGUAGAGACAGAGUACGCCCGCCUGGAGGGAGGGAAGUGUGUUUACAGGAUCCACCGCUCUCCCAUGUGCGAGUACAUGAUCAACUUCAUCCACAAACUCAAACACUUGCCUGAAAAGUACAUGAUGAACAGUGUUCUUGAAAACUUCACCAUCCUACAGGUGGUGACGAACCGCGACACCCAGGAGACCUUGCUCUGUAUAGCGUUCGUGUUCGAGGUUUCCACGAGUGAACACGGAGCUCAGUAUCACGUCUACAGACUCGUUAAAGACUAAACUGCUCUUUCAGGGAGGUUUUUUUUUUUUUUUUUUUUGGAAAAGCCAGACGACAACAAAAAAGCGUGACACAAUCUCUCUUCAACCAGCUCAACCAUCCAGGAAAAUCCAGAGGAAAACAUUCAAACAGCGCUAGACCGAACUAACAAGGACAGAUUUCAUACUCUCUUUUUUUCCUGUUUGUCUGUUUUGAGUCUCAUACACAAGGGGGGGAAAAAAAAGAGUGAAUCGCAACGUGCCGACCCGCAAAGCAUUUUUUUUUGAAGAAAUCCGGAUCUUUUUUCGAACAACUGGCUAUUUUCCAUGUGUUUGAACAACGCUUUAGAUGAAGUGGGUCACAUUUGCCAAGGUGACUGACGGAGCUCGGGAAUGUUUUAUCGAGGGAACGAGAAUGUGUUUGGGUGGAAAAGACCCCCCCCCCCCCCCCCCCUCUUUUUUUUGUGGGGUGUACGCUCUGAGCAACGAGAGACGUGCAUAUGAGAUCGGGAAAGUGCAGAGGGAACGGGAGCCACGGGAGCCAGAGCCGCGUGGUGUUGUCGCGCUGGGUUUGUUGGGAAAAGCAAAAGUGCCUUUUUCUCCAAAGAUGAUGUCAUUGCCUGCCACUUUGGAUUGCCUUUUAUUACUACCUCUUGUUUUUAAAUGAACAGAAAAUAGACGUAAAAAAAAAAAAAAGAAAAUCACAAAAAGAAUAAAUUUGGAAAUGAAACGCCUUUUGAGGCAGUUUUUUUUGGAUUUGGGCACAAAGAGGAAUGGGAUGGGAUAACUAAUUUUCAUGUAGCCUGUUGUUUGACAAAAAAAGAAGGCCCAUGUUUUACAGUCCAAGUGUACAGGGAGAAGGUGUAUUGUGUUACCGUAUUAUUCAAGUUCAGCUUUUUUUUUUUUUUUUUUAAAUAAUGUUUUCUUACACAAUUAAAAGAAAAUCAGGUCUAACAAGCAUCUAUCUAUAACUGACUUUUUGACACUAAGGAUGCCUUGUACCAUUACUCGCCUGACGUAGAGCCGAGGCUUUACCAUCCUUACGAGACCCCCUGUACUUUUCUCUCUGUUUGAAGACGUUGUGCUUGGUUGCACUUAAAAAGACGCAGGAGGGGAAGGGGUGAAUCAACAGCAGUGCUUAUUUUCUGCCUUGAGUUAUGUAGCCUAAUUGAAAAAAAAAAAAAAAAAUGAAUUGUUUCUGUACUGUGAGUCAGCGGAUGCUAAAGGAAUAUGUGUUACAUAGGAGUCUUUUUUUUCUGAGAGGGGGGGGGGGGGUUUAUGUUCAUAUUUGUGAUCUCAGCACUCAACUCAGACCAUGGCUAAGGUGAAGAGAAGUUAAUCACUGUUUCUUUUGUUUAAAAAAGAGAUUGUACGCUGUGAAGACGGCUCAUUUGCUUCACCCUCCUCCGCGUAAUGUGCGGAGAAGCUGCAUUCAUCGAAAUAAAAGUUCAGUUUUCAUAUUUAAGACUUUUUUUUUCCUUCUUCUUUUUAGUGACAUUACACAUGAAAUAAUUUUGAAAAUCAAACGUAAUAAUCGUCUCGAAUGAGAGCUAUUGUCUCUGUGCUGUGGAGUAUGACCAUUGAUUGUUAUUUAUAGGGUUGGUUGAAACAAAUAUCGGGAGGGAAGGGCCGGGGUACUGCAGAUGUAUUGACCAUUUUCCAUUGCGAUGGAGAUGUUAAAAAGUAUUGCAGGACUCAAACUAAGGACAGGAUUGACUGUCGCCCCCUGAGUCCUGCUGCACACGCGUCUACUCUGUGUGGUUCACUGGACAAUUUUGCUAUGAAAGUUCAAAUCUGAGAUAUUUGUACGGUGGAAUAAUUGCACCUGGCUUUGAAUGUCAUAUUUCACAAGCUAGAUACAGUAACACUCCUCCUCUUGCAGGUUUUUUCUCCAUUCAUCUUUUAUACAGACUUUUUUUCUCCCCCCAUUAUCAAGAUUAAUGUUUUGUUUCUUGACUUUCGGUGUUCGCCAUAUGCUUCACUGAAAAAUAAAGUGUGACUGUGCUGAUAUUGAAAAUUAAUUAUGAGAUAUCUAAUGUAUCAUAUUCUGAAUGGUGUGGGCGUUUUUUUGUUGUUGUUGUUUUUUUGGUUUAAGGUGGUUUAAUAUUGUCUUUGUUACCGUUGUGCAUUGCAAUUUUAUACUUCAAAGUAGAAGUUGGACUAUAUAAUCAAACAAAUGUAUCUAACAAUAAAAGACGCAUGGUGCCUUUGGGGCCAUUUUCCCCCCCCAAAAAACUUAUUAAACUUGUUUGUAAAUUUG
Messenger RNA from Scophthalmus maximus (turbot), 4141 nucleotides. It is a transcript of the gene tead3b, whose product is annotated as TEA domain family member 3 b. The record is from RefSeq and is a predicted model, not a curated record. Lineage: Eukaryota; Metazoa; Chordata; Actinopteri; Pleuronectiformes; Scophthalmidae. Gene Ontology annotation, cellular component: transcription regulator complex. Gene Ontology annotation, biological process: embryonic organ development; positive regulation of transcription by RNA polymerase II; hippo signaling. The coding region runs from base 619 to 1905 and encodes 428 amino acids. Gene Ontology annotation, molecular function: DNA-binding transcription factor activity, RNA polymerase II-specific; RNA polymerase II cis-regulatory region sequence-specific DNA binding. The transcript has 15 exons.